AUGGUUCAUAUGCAAUGUGUAACCGGAGUUCCAUAUAUGUGCUUCAAAUGUGGAAAGAGUUAUAAAGUUAAAAGGAGCCUGAACAGACACCUUAAAGUAGAAUGUGGGAAAGCCAAGACUAUGAUUUGUCGAUAUUGCAAUCAGAGUUAUUAUUACAAGCAGGAACUGCAAUGCCACAUGUUCAACAAACAUAAAUUGUUAAACUUUAUUAUUCUAAAAUUGUGCUUAAUUUUAGGAAAUGUAUUCCGUUGCAAAAAAUGUCCAAGAAUCUACAGAUACGCCACUUCCCUCUACAAUCAUGUUAGAUACGAGUGCGGAAAGGAGCCCAAGUUUAUCUGCAGCUUUUGUCCAUACAAAGCCAAGCGAAAACACUGCCUUAAAGAUCAUCUCAAAGCAAUACAUCAAGUAGAUCCUACUAUUUAUUUACAACCCUUAGAUGGUUAAGUUUGUCCUUUAAGAGGGUAGGCGCAAAAUUUCGGCUCCAAUGCUUUUUAAAUGCAUUCAUCUUUUUGGAAUCCUGGCAAAACUUAUAAAUAUUUUUGAAAAAUUUAAACGCGGAAUGAAAGAUUACAUUAUUACCGAGGGACGCAAAUCCCUUAGAGUAAAAAAGUUUCUUUUAAAUAAGAUAUUUAAAAUUAAAAAUCACACUAACUUUCCUGUUUUUUACCCCUUUAAUUUAUUAAGGUAAACAUUAUAGAAAUUUUCAGGGACUUUCGGCCCUCGGUAAUAACAUAAUCUUUCAUUCUGCGUUUAAAUUUUUCAAAAAUGCUUAUUAGUUUUCUCAUGAUUUCAAAAAAAUGAAUACAUUUAAAAGAGUUGGAGCCGAAAUUUUGUUCCGACCCCCUUAAAAGUGAAGUUUUUGUUGUAUAUAUUUUUUAUAAAAAUGGUGAAAGGUAAUUAAACAGGUAGGAGUAAAAAAUUGUAAUAUUUAUAACGUCAUUGUACCUAAAUCAGAAAUAAUAUAAGUUUUGUAUUACAUACGUCUAAGAACAAUUGACAGAGCUCGACCGAAUAUAAAAUAAUUCGGAAAAUUAUUUUAAAAAACGAGAACUAAACCAUUAAAGCAAACAUAACUCAGAAAAAUGUGCAAAUAAAUGAACCUACUUGAUAAGUAUUCCUUAUGGAAUGAAUAGGUACGACUCUGUGUUAUAUCACAAAUCAUUUGUUUCUUUUUUAUUGAAGGUAGCUAUACUGUUAUUAUACUGUUGUUUACGUACCUGUAAAUGUUCCUGUUUUGUGCACGAGGACAAAACAGGAUUUAAAAGGUUUCCUCGUUCACUACUGUUUUACAUUUUAUUUCAUUGUUAAGGAUCAAAAAAUUAAUUUCUUCUCCUUUUGAUUAAUAGAAGUAAUUUAUUAUUUAACUUUAGACUUAACUAUGUACAAUAAUUACAUUUUAAUAUUUUGUUAAUCAAAUAUUUUUUGUACAUUUAAUAUUAGGUUAAUAUUUUAUAUUUUGUACUAAUAAUUUUAUAUACUUAAA
Diabrotica virgifera virgifera (western corn rootworm) is the source of this 1483-nucleotide messenger RNA. RefSeq names its product gastrula zinc finger protein XlCGF58.1-like. Gene Ontology annotation, molecular function: DNA-binding transcription factor activity, RNA polymerase II-specific; RNA polymerase II transcription regulatory region sequence-specific DNA binding. Gene Ontology annotation, biological process: regulation of transcription by RNA polymerase II. Lineage: Eukaryota; Metazoa; Arthropoda; Insecta; Coleoptera; Chrysomelidae. The coding region runs from base 1 to 444 and encodes 147 amino acids. Gene Ontology annotation, cellular component: nucleus. The record is from RefSeq and is a predicted model, not a curated record. The transcript is spliced from 3 exons.